Messenger RNA from Boleophthalmus pectinirostris (great blue-spotted mudskipper), 3336 nucleotides. It is a transcript of the gene adamts10, whose product is annotated as ADAM metallopeptidase with thrombospondin type 1 motif, 10. Gene Ontology annotation, cellular component: extracellular matrix. NCBI's taxonomy places the organism in Eukaryota, Metazoa, Chordata, Actinopteri, Gobiiformes, Gobiidae. Gene Ontology annotation, molecular function: metalloendopeptidase activity. The record is from RefSeq and is a predicted model, not a curated record. Gene Ontology annotation, biological process: extracellular matrix organization; proteolysis.
AUGGAGACGGCGUGGAGGACUGGGCUGCCCUGCACUAUUGUCAUUGUUGUAGCACUCGCCAUGCAGAUCGCCAGAGGUCACAGACAUGAGUUUGGUCAGUCGCAAGCUGCGUUCCUGUCCAGUCUGGGUCACUAUGAGAUCGCCGUCCCAGUGCGUGUGGAUCCUGAAGGGGGCGCACUGGACACAUCUCACCAACAGCACAGAAGAAGAAGACGCAGCGCUGACGACAAGCUGCCUGACUCUCUCUUCUACCAGCUCUCCACAUCCAACAACAACUUCCUGUUAAACCUGACGCUGCAGGGGGGGCUGCUCUCUCGCCAGUUCAGGGUGGAGUACUGGAAGAGGGGACGCCUGGCCUGGAGUCACCCAUACGCCCCCUACUGUCACUAUGUGGGACACCUCCAGGACCGGCCACACUCCAGUAAAGUGGCUCUGAGCAACUGCAACGGCCUGCAGGGGGUGAUCGUAGCUGGGGGAGAGGAGUACCUGAUUGAGCCUCUAGUGUCGCCGAACAAUGACACACAGACGGACAGAGGAGAGAGGACAGAAGGGCGCCCCCAUGUGGUUUACAAGCGCUCCUCCCUCCGCCACCAGUACAAGGGCCAGUCCUGUGGAGUCAUUGAUGAGAAGCCGAUGAAGACUGCAGCGUGGUGGCAGAGGACCCUGAAGACCCCCCCUCACCAGGUGGGCCGGGGGCAGCUCCCUCUGAAGCGCUCUGUUAGCCGCGAGCGCUACGUGGAGACGCUGGUGGUCGCCGAUAAGAUGAUGGUCGGUUACCACGGGAGACGGGACAUCGAGCAGUACAUCCUGGCAGUCAUGAAUAUUGUUGCCAAACUGUUCCAGGACUCGAGCCUGGGCAACGCUGUCAACAUCGUGGUGACCCGCCUCAUCCUGCUCAUGGAGGACCAGCCGACCCUGGAGAUUAACCACCACGCGGGGAAGUCCUUGGACAGCUUCUGUAAGUGGCAGAAGUCCAUCCAGCACCGCAGCAGUUAUGGGAACGCCAUACCGGACAACGGGAUCGCCCACCACGACACCGCCGUGCUUAUCACCAGGUACGACAUCUGCAUCCAGAAGAACAAGCCCUGUGAGACGUUAGGCCUGGCUCCUGUCGGGGGGAUGUGUGAACCAGAGAGGAGCUGCAGUAUUAAUGAAGACAUCGGACUGGGCACAGCGUUCACCAUCGCCCAUGAAAUCGGACACACUUUUGGCAUGAAUCACGACGGCAUUGGAAACGCCUGUGGCCCGCGCAGUCAGGAGACAGCCAAGCUCAUGGCCGACCACAUCACCAUGAAGACCAAUCCCUUCAUCUGGUCGGCCUGCAGCAGGGAUUACAUCACCAGCUUCUUAGAUUCUGGUAUGGGCUCCUGUCUGAACAAUGUGCCCCUGAAGCAGGAGUUCACUUACCCCACCACUGCCCCGGGACAGGCCUACGACGCAGAUGAACAGUGCCGCUUCCAGUAUGGCGUCCGAUCUCGCCAAUGUAAAUAUGCAGAAGUGUGCAGUGAGCUGUGGUGCAUGAGUAAGAGUAACCGCUGUAUCACGAGCAGCAUCCCAGCAGCCGAGGGAACCAUCUGUCAAACCAACACCAUCGAGAAAGGGUGGUGCUACAAGCGAGUGUGUGUGGCCUACGGGACCCGACCUGAGGGCAUAGAUGGGGGCUGGGGGACGUGGUCUCCGUGGGAGGAGUGCAGCCGCACCUGUGGAGGGGGCGUGUCCUCGUCUGUGCGCCACUGUGACAGUCCCAGGCCAACUAUUGGAGGAAAGUACUGCCUCGGGGAGAGAAAACGUUUCAGAUCAUGCAACAUUGAUGACUGUCCCCCGGGUUCACAGGACUUCAGAGCCAUCCAGUGCUCAGACUUUGACAGUGUCCCGUUCAGAGGGAAGUUUUACACCUGGAGGCCCUACAGAGGAGGUGGAAUGAAGUCCUGCUCCCUGAACUGUUUGGCGGAGGGAUACAACUUCUACACUGAGCGCGCUCCGGCCGUGGUGGACGGGACUCCGUGUCGCGCCGACUCUCUGGACGUGUGUGUGAACGGAGAGUGUAAGCACGUUGGGUGUGACCGUGUGUUGGGGUCAGACGUGAGGGAGGAUCGGUGUCGUGUGUGCGGAGGAGACGGCAGCAGCUGUGAGUCGGUGGAGGGACUGUUCAACGAAUCUCUGCCUGAAGGAGGGUACGAGGAGGUGGUCCGAAUUCCCAAAGGAUCCGUCUUCAUCCACAUCCAGGAGCUCAAUAUCUCCCUGAACUACCUGGUGCUGAAGAGUAAGAGCGAUCAGUUCUUCAUCAAUGGGAAGCAGGGCAUAGACACUCCACGCAGGUUUGAGAUCGCAGGCACCACCUUCCACUACAGACGCCCCACCGACGGACCUGAGACCAUCGAGGCGCUCGGACCCACCAACAUCACCCUGGUCGUCAUGGUGCUGGUGAGGGAGGAGAACCCAGGCAUCCACUACAGGUUCAACCCGCCCAUAAACCGAGAGCCUCUGAGCGGGCACGCCUGGCACUACACCACCUGGUCCCGCUGCUCUGCCCUGUGCGCUGGAGGUUUCCAGCUGCAGCAGGUGGUGUGCAGGAAACAGGCCGAUCACUCUGUAGUCAACAACCACUUCUGUGACAAGAAAAGUCGACCCAAAGAGAAGAGAAGGCCCUGCAAUACUGAGCCCUGCUCCCCAACCUGGUGGACAGGUGAGUGGUCCGAAUGCAGUCGCAGUUGUAACGGGGGCCUGAGGUCUCGGGGGGUCCUGUGUAAAAGGAGGAUUUCUGCGUCUGAAGAAAAGAUUCUGGACGACUCGGCCUGUACACCCCCACGCCCCCCCCUCACCGAGCCCUGCAACAAUCACAGCUGCCCCCCCGAGUGGCUGGCCCUGGACUGGUCUGAGUGCACUCCCAGCUGUGGUCCCGGGUACAGACACCGGGUGGUGCUGUGUAAGAACGGGGAGAGUGGAGACACGCUCCCGGAGUUUCAGUGCCCCAAACAGGGACGCCCCACCUCUAGGGUGCGCUGUAACCUGCAGCGGUGCCCACCCCCACAGUGGAUCACCGGGCCCUGGGGAGAGUGCUCUGCGAAGUGCGGUCUGGGGCAGGAGAUGCGCUCGGUGCAGUGUCUCUCUCAUACGGGGCUCCCCUCGCAUGAGUGUCUGGAGCUGCAGCGUCCGGCCUCGAUGCAGCAGUGCAGGAGCAAGUGUGACCUCAGCCUGCCCAUCACUGCAGAGGAGAACCCCGAAGAGUGUAAAGAUGUGAACACAGUGGCGUACUGCCCCCUGGUGCUCAGGUUCAAGUUCUGCAGCCGGCCUUACUUCAGACAGAUGUGCUGUAAAACAUGUCAGGGCCACUAA